AUGCCGAGGAGGCUUCCUCCCAUGGAAAACCCAUACCUAUUGGGACUGAAAGGGUCCUGUGGGCUCGAAGAAACGCUGGAAUCCAGGAACUGCCUGGCCAGAGAACAACCUAAACAACAAGAGCUCCAGCCCAAGAAACCACCCACCAACAGAACUGCCUGGGCCAGAGAACAACCUAAACAACAAGAGCUCCAGCCCAAGAAACCACCCACCAACAGAACUGCCUUGGCCAGAGAACAACCUAAACAACAAGAGCUCCAGCCCAAGAAACCACCCACCAACAGAACUGCCUUGGCCAGAGAACAACCUAAACAACAAGAGCUCCAACCCAAGAAACCACCCACCAACAGAACUGCCUGGGCCAGAGAAUAG
This is a messenger RNA of Homarus americanus (American lobster), 372 nucleotides long. Its product is annotated as myelin-associated oligodendrocyte basic protein-like. The transcript is spliced from 2 exons. Bases 1 to 372 code for a protein of 123 amino acids. Lineage: Eukaryota; Metazoa; Arthropoda; Malacostraca; Decapoda; Nephropidae. The record is from RefSeq and is a predicted model, not a curated record.